AUGAAGUCCAUCCUCAUCACUAUCGCCGUCCUCUUCACGCUGGUGCUGGCAGAGAGUGAGAAGUACACAGAGAAGUACGACUCGUUAGACAUCGACGCCAUCAUUGGUAACAAGCGGCUGAUGGCGGCAUACGUGAGGUGUGUGCUGGAGAAAGGGAAAUGCACGCCAGAGGGCAGGCUUCUCAAAGCACACAUCACUGACGCCCUACAAACCGGCUGUACCAAAUGCACCAUCGCCCAGAAGGGAGGCAUGCGCAAAGUGAUCCACCACCUCAUCAAGGAGGAGCCCGAAGCCUGGGCGGCCCUGCUCGACAAAUACGACCCCAAGAAGGUCUAUAUACACAAAUACCAUCAUCAGCUAAAUUCUGUUUUAGAAGAAUAG
Messenger RNA from Cydia fagiglandana, 381 nucleotides. RefSeq names its product allergen Tha p 1-like. The record is from RefSeq and is a predicted model, not a curated record. NCBI's taxonomy places the organism in Eukaryota, Metazoa, Arthropoda, Insecta, Lepidoptera, Tortricidae. Bases 1 to 381 code for a protein of 126 amino acids. The transcript has 2 exons.